This is a messenger RNA of Archocentrus centrarchus (flier cichlid), 2320 nucleotides long. It is a transcript of the gene mcmbp, whose product is annotated as minichromosome maintenance complex binding protein. Gene Ontology annotation, biological process: DNA-templated DNA replication. The record is from RefSeq and is a predicted model, not a curated record. Lineage: Eukaryota; Metazoa; Chordata; Actinopteri; Cichliformes; Cichlidae. The coding region runs from base 120 to 2018 and encodes 632 amino acids. The transcript is spliced from 16 exons. Gene Ontology annotation, molecular function: chromatin binding.
UUUCCCGCCCUUCACUCCUACGAUCCCGUGUAUGGGAAGAGUCAACAAACUGGUGUUUCAAGUGUGAUUUUACUUUGAUAUUAUUUUCUAAUCUCCGGACCUUCAUCACCAAAUAAACCAUGCCUGCCACACAGGACUGGAUUAAUGACCCUCUGGGGGUUGUUGAGGGGAUGUUUGCUGCUUCCCAGAGUAAUCCAAACUCUGGAUGGGGGGCAAAAGCCCUGGAGUUUUUCAAAGACCGGCUGAAAGAGAAGGACGCUCACACCUUGGUCCCAUCACUAAACGACAUCCCCAUGCACUACCUGAAGCCCAACAGCCUCGUGAAAUUUCGCUGUUUCAUCCAAGAUAUGUUUGAUCCAGAGUUCUACAUGGGAGUGUAUGAAACUGUCGAUCCAACCACAAAGGCUAAAAUGUUGCGAUGUGGGAAGUAUAAAGAUGUGACAGAAUGUGGGGUGGAUUUUAACUCUAGAAACAAUGUGACUGCAGAGCGACAGACUUUCUACUGUGUGCCAAUCCCCGGCGAAAAUCAAUGGGUCAAAGAGAGGUACGCCAGCAUCAGCCAAGCAAGAGUGGUGCCUUCCACUUCGUAUGCGCCGAGCAGGCAGAAACGAAGCUACGAGGAAGACGACGAGAUGGACACGCAGCCACAGAAGCAGAGGGAACCGCAUGCCGGGCCUCACAGUCCCACAGAACAUCACGGCAACGGCGACUGUAAACGGCAGGAGACAGAAGCUCCUUCCAGCCAGACGACGUCUGCCUCGCACCUCGACCUCAACUUCCCCCUGCCAGGAGAGAAGGGCCCUUCCUGCCUAGUCAAGGUCUAUGAAGACUGGGACAGCUUCAAACUGAACGACAUGCUUGAGGUCUACGGGAUCCUCUCCGUCAGCCCCGCUCUCAGCGCCUUAGCCGACGAGAAAGACGCCUCCUCGAGUCUCCUGGAUCCCACGGAGUGCAUGGAGACAGCAGAGGAGCAGAGGGUGCACUGCCCGCCAGCGUCGCUCGUUCCCCGCCUCCACGUGCUCUACGCCAAGCAGCUGCAACACAACAACCCCCUGCUGCCCUCCGCCGCCACCUUGGAGGACAACAGUGCUUUUUUAUCUUCGACCCUGAACGAGAUGCCCUCCGUCAGGGAAGAGCUGCUCACAUACUUCACUCAUGUGCUCCUGGGUGACGCUCUGGCAGCUGAGUACCUCAUACUACAUCUCAUUUCUAACGUGUACACGAGGCGGGAUGUUCUCCCGCUGGGCAAGUUUACCUUGAACUUGAGUGGCUGUCCUACUGUUGCCUCAUACACUGAGCGCCUUCAUCAGAUCAUCCAGCAGCUCGUGCCUGCUUCACACUACUUGGGCAUGAGUCUCCAGAACAUGAACCAGAUGCGGUUGGUGCCUAAGAAGGAUUAUGUGGCAAACCGGCUGGUGAGCGGAGCCCUGCAGCUGGCCAAAAACACUUCCCUCUUCCUAGAUGAAACACAGCUGGAGCAGGGACAGCUGGACACAACGGGUGUGCACAACGUCACGGCCCUGGGGAACCUGAUCUCGUGGCAGAAGGUUGAUUAUGACUUUAACUACCAUCAGAUGGAAUUCCCCUGCAAUAUUAACGUGCUCAUCGCGUCAGAGGGCCGCUCGCUGCUGCCGUCUGACUGUCAGAUACACCUACAGACUCGGGUCGCUCCAUCCCACCUGGAGGAGUAUCUCAGUGGUGUGCACGUGCUUUCGCAGGCCUCAUCGCAGCUGAACAAAUUCAGAAUCUACCUGAGCGUGGCUCGGCUGCUGGACUACAACAUCUCAGAUGAGGUGACAAAGUCAGUUGAAGAUGACUUUGUAGACAUGAGGAAGGACGACCCCCAGAGUAUAUCUGCUGAGGACCUGCACAGGAUGCUCGUUGUGGCGAGAUUGUUGUCUCUGAGCCAGGGUCAGACCUCUCUGUCCAGAGACAGCUGGCUCAGAGCCAAACACAUCGAGAUGCUGCGGAGGGGCCGGAUGGAGCAGCACAAGUGUGUCAACGGCAACGAGCCAUGAUCAGAAGCAAAGCAGAUAACUUUUGUUUGCUUUUUUUCCCCUUUGAUAUCUAAACUGUUUGUAAUAAAGAUGUUUUUCAUUUGCCAUAUAGUUAAGGUGUUCACAAUUUUUCUUUACUGUGCUGAGCUGCAUAUAAGAUUUUUUACUGUUGUAUAAGAACAUGUUUAUUUUUUUUUUUGCCUUAAAUUUAUAGUCUCUUGUUGAGUUCACAUUGGCAGUUUAGCUCUAGACCGAAAGGUCUGUUUACAAAAAAGAUUACAUUUUCUAUCUUUGAAACUAUGUAAAUAAAGCAACAAGAUCUG